Ophidiomyces ophidiicola is the source of this 1026-nucleotide messenger RNA. RefSeq lists its product as uncharacterized. The record is from RefSeq and is a predicted model, not a curated record. Gene Ontology annotation, molecular function: protein-N-terminal asparagine amidohydrolase activity; protein-N-terminal glutamine amidohydrolase activity. The transcript has 2 exons. Gene Ontology annotation, biological process: protein catabolic process. The coding region runs from base 1 to 1026 and encodes 341 amino acids. Lineage: Eukaryota; Fungi; Ascomycota; Eurotiomycetes; Onygenales; Onygenaceae.
AUGAAGGUGGCUACGUUGCAAUUUUCUCCAACCCUAGGCGAUGUAGAAGGCAAUAUCAAACGUGCCGAUGUCAUCCUAGACGAAGCCAGUGGUCGUAUAAUAGAGGGACUUGACCUUUUAGUUUUGCCUGAGAUGAUAUUUAGUGGUUAUAAUUUCUCUUCCCUAAGGACUAUCAGCCCAUAUCUCGAACCAACAGCUGCUGGUCGAUCUUCAGCCUGGGCUCGUUCGACAGCACGUCAUCUGGGCUGUGUGGUUUGCGUUGGAUACCCUGAGAUAUGUACCACACAAUCGGCCCAUGUAGAAAAUCAAGAUUAUAUCCAAGAAGGUGCAAAGCGAUUCAAUUCCUUACUUAUCGUUGAUGAUUCAGGCAACGUUUUACUUAACUAUCAAAAGAGGUUCCUUUACUAUACAGAUAACUCCUGGGCGUUGGAAGGAGAGAAUGGGAAAGGAUUCCUUUUUCUUCCAGGAUCUACCCAAGGGAGUUCCCAGAGGGAAUAUAUUCCUGCUGCGGUUGGCAUAUGCAUGGACAUAAAUCCUUACAAAUUCAUUGCUCCGUAUUCAGCUUACGAGUUUGCCACACAUGUACUGGACAGCGGAGCGAAGAUUGUUAUUCUUUCUAUGGCCUGGCUUACCUUGCUACCCGCUGAGGAGCUAUUCAGCCGGGCCGGGGUACCCGAUACUGAUACCUUUCAGUACUGGAUCCAGCGGUUCUGGCCGCUAUUCACAAAGGAUGACUGGGACGGCGAGGAUAUUAUUGUGAUUAUUGCAAAUCGCACUGGAGAAGAAGCAGGCUUAGAGGGUAAAGAUACGGCAAGAUACGCAGGGACAAGCUGUGUGAUCGGCAUUCGAAGAGUAGCAAAAGCAGACACCCAUGGGGAUGAAAAAGCAAAGGAAGGAGGAAGGUAUUUCGAUACUGAAAUUGUGCUCUGGGGGUGGCUCGGGCGGGCAGAGGAAGGUCUUUGUUUUGUAGAUACAGAUAAACCCCCCAAGGCAGUCUUCAGAGUCAUCAGAAACCCAGAACAAUAA